Phacochoerus africanus (Common warthog) is the source of this 1575-nucleotide messenger RNA. It is a transcript of the gene BIN3, whose product is annotated as bridging integrator 3. The transcript has 8 exons. Bases 296 to 895 code for a protein of 199 amino acids. Gene Ontology annotation, cellular component: cytoplasm; actin cortical patch. NCBI's taxonomy places the organism in Eukaryota, Metazoa, Chordata, Mammalia, Artiodactyla, Suidae. Gene Ontology annotation, biological process: plasma membrane tubulation; endocytosis; actin cortical patch localization. Gene Ontology annotation, molecular function: protein binding; lipid binding. The record is from RefSeq and is a predicted model, not a curated record.
CCUUUGCUUAGAACCGGAGCUCUGGCCCAGUGCCGCGUGGGGCUGGGGAGGCAGGCCCUGGGCCUGUUACUCCCAGUCGUGCUGCUGUAGAACCUCGCCCGGACGGGGGCUUGCAGGACCUCCUGUCCUGGGACACUUUCUUCCCUCAGACCAGCCUGGGCUGCUUCUCCUCCAGGGGCAGGUGAAAGAGGUGGAGAGAGACUUUGAAAGGGAGUAUGGAAAACUGCAGCAGCUGGAGGAGCAGACCAAGCGGCUGCAGAAGGACCUGAAGAAGAGCACGGAUGCUGACCUGGCCAUGUCCAAAUCCGCUGUGAAAAUAUCCUUGGACUUGCUCUCCAACCCCCUCUGCGAGCAAGACCAGGACUUUCUGAACAUGGUGACAGCCCUGGACACGGCCAUGAAGCGGAUGGAUGCCUUCAACCAGGAAAAGGUGAACCAGAUACAAAAGACCGUGAUUGAGCCCUUAAAAAAGUUUGGCAGUGUCUUCCCGAGCCUCAACAUGGCGGUGAAACGGCGGGAGCAGGCCUUGCAGGACUACAGGAGGCUGCAGGCCAAGGUGGAGAAGUAUGAGGAGAAGGAGAAGACGGGGCCGGUGCUGGCCAAGCUCCACCAGGCCCGGGAAGAGCUCCGGCCCGUGCGGGACGACUUUGAGGCCAAGAACAAGCAGCUCCUGGAUGAGAUGCCACGGUUCUACAACAGCCGCCUGGACUACUUCCAACCCAGCUUCGAGUCCCUGAUCCGCGCACAGGUCGUGUACUACUCGGAAAUGCACAAGAUCUUUGGAGACCUGACCCAGCAGCUCGACCAGCCUGGCCACACUGACGAGCAGCGGGAGCGGGAGAACGAGGCCAGGCUGAGCGAGCUCAGGGCCCUAUCCAUCGUGGCCGAUGACUGAGCCCAGGCCUCAGAGGACCCCCGGCACACGAGUCAGCCGCUAGUCUGCCCUUCUCAAACUUAGGCUCGGGCGUCAGCCAGCAAAGGGCCCUUCCCUGGGAGAAGUUUGGGGAUGGCAACGACUCCCACUCCACCUCCCCAGCCCUUGGGAAUGAGCCUGGCACCAGGAACCCCAAGCAGGCUGCCGUCUCCCCACCCGUAGCAAGAGCCUAGACAGGUAAGCAGUGUAGACUGUCUUAGUUCCUAAGGAACUGUCCAAAGUGCAUCCAAACCUAGGGCCAGAGCAUGGGCUUUGUCUGCUCCCUUGAGGUCUUAGCCUGGCUUGCACAGUUGGGGCCACAUCUACCUCCAGAAGGGCCACCUGGGGGAGUCACCCACCCUCGUUGCCUUUCCACCUCAGACUCCCCUUUGCUGGGAGAAGCCUGUGACGUUGCCCUCGGAACAGUGAGAGCCGUGGUCUCCCAGCGCCCCCAGCAGGACAGUGGCGCUCUCAGCCCUAUGCGUCUAGUUUUACAGGUUCCCUAGGAAACCAGGGCUCAGUGAGUGUAAAUACCCUACCAGGCAAUAUGUCACUGACUGAUUCACAGGCCUCAAAGCAAGAACAGUGGGGUUUGUGUCUCACCUGAUUAUUGGGAAUUUUAUUUUUCCAAGUAAAGUUUUCAAUAAAAUUUCCUUAUAUUA